GAUUUCUUCUUCUGAUCUUCUUCGGCUCGAGAGUAAUGGCUCCGAGGUUUUAAGUUGAAAUUUGAUGGAGAUACUAUGAUGGAGUCCAAUCCACUUGUCUUAAGGGGUGGCUCGCUUUUUGUACAUAUAAACCGCACAAUUGAUGAAAGUUACUUUGAUGAUGAUUGGGAAGUUACUGUACCCAAUACUGGCAGUACUGUGGUCUUAAUAGGGAAGACAGGAAAUGGAAAAAGUGCCACAGGGAACAGUAUUUUAGGUAGGAAGGCAUUCAAGUCACAGGCUGCUCCUUCUGGUGUGACUACUUCAUGUGAACUACAGCAAACCGUAUUUCAAGAUGGUCGUAUUCUGAAUGUGAUCGACACUCCCGGACUAUUUGAUAUUUCACCUGAGUCAAGGUCCAUGGGUGAAGAUAUCACGAAGUUUUUAGAGUUGGCUAAGGAUGGCAUUCAUGCUGUCCUUCUAGUACUUUCAGUUAGGUCUCGCUUUUCACAAGAAGAGGAGGCUGCACUUACUAAAUUGCGAGCAGUUUUUGGGGAGAGAAUAAUCAAAUACAUGAUUGUAUUAUUUACUGGUGGUGAUGACUUAGAAGGAAAUGAUGAUACGUUGGAAGAUUAUUUGGCGCGUGACUGCCCUGAGCCUUUGCAGCAAAUCAUACAAUUGUGUGAAAAUAGGGUUGUGCUUUUCGAUAACAGGUCUAGGGAUCCAUCUAAGAAAGCCCAGCAGCUGCAUGAACUACUCACUCUGGUAGACUCAAUAAUAAUGAGCAACAAUAGGCGCCCAUAUUCUAAUGAACUUUUUGCUGAAAUCAAGAAAGAAGCUUUAAGGAUGCAAGAGGCACUGAAAGACAUUGAAUCAUUGGAAGGACAUAAUGAAUCAGAGAUAAAUGGGUUGAAGGAACAAAAUAACAAAUCUUAUGAAGAACAGAUGCGUCAGAUUUCCGAGAUGGUGGAUCAGAAGAUGAAUUACCAUAUAGAAAGUAUCUACAAACUACUGGAAGAGGAGCAAAAUGCUCGACGCGAAGUCGAAAGAAUUUCACAGGAACUGUUGGCUGCCGAGCGCAAAGAACGAGUGGAAGAAGGAAACAGAUCGAAAGAAGAGAUCAGGAAACUCAAAGAGGAGUUACAACGUGCUCGCAUGGAGAGUGCAAACAUAGACAUCCGAAAAGAAUUUCUUAACAAAUGUGCUAUCUUGUAAUCUUCUUAAUAAUUUAGGUCUAAUUAGCAGUUUGCAUUGCUACACUAUGGGCUAAAAUCAGCAGUAGUUGUUUUUUUUAGCUGUGUGCUUGUUGUGCAUAAUUUAGAAACAAAUAUAAUACUUGAGAGAUACAUGCUAUAUAGAUAUAUAGUGAACUUUUUUAAAA
Dioscorea cayenensis subsp. rotundata (Guinea yam) is the source of this 1360-nucleotide messenger RNA. Its product is annotated as immune-associated nucleotide-binding protein 9. The record is from RefSeq and is a predicted model, not a curated record. The transcript has 7 exons. Gene Ontology annotation, molecular function: GTP binding. The coding region runs from base 76 to 1194 and encodes 372 amino acids. Lineage: Eukaryota; Viridiplantae; Streptophyta; Magnoliopsida; Dioscoreales; Dioscoreaceae.